AAAGAUCAUCUCGUCAUGUUUUCGAUCUACGUCAUUGUUUGAUCACUAGCCUCACGAUACUUGGUCUCCUUCACGGCCAACUUCACCGCCGCCUUAUCGAUAUUGUAUCUUUACAAUCCCAACAACGACCAUAAGUUUAGGCAUAUCAUGGAGGAAUCAAUCUUUGCGCAAGAUGCCGUCGCCUCAAAGCCAAGAGACAAACGUGCAUAUCGCUCCAGUGUCUUAUUGCAAGCGCAUAUUUUCCUAGGAUUGACCGUCGCCCUGCUAAGCCUGUAUCGAUGGCCUCUACGAUGGCUACUGUCAGGAGCACCCGUCCUCACAUAUUGUCUUUGGCUGGGAGAAGGUACAGGCUAUCGAGUCCUGCCAUUCGCUCCUCUUUGGACAUUGAUCCUCCUUGUCAACUCGAGCUACGCCGUCGCAGCAACAUCAUGGCUUCUGUAUGGACUCUUCUUACCAACCUGCUACACUACGGUCUUCAUUUCGAGUCUGUACCAAUCCAACCGAGUUGCCAACCUUGUCCGACGCAUUCUCAGUGGGCUCCUCAAUCAGUUGCACUUUAUUAACGACAAAGUCGCCUUUUUCAACAUCCCUGCUCUGGAAAUCGACACCGAGGUUAGCGGUCUCAUGGUGAUCAGAGGGAUAACUUUCUCUUUGUCGCAUCUGACGUUGGUCGCUCAUGGUGUUGAAGUGGGCAUCAAGCUCUCAGAGGACCUGGAACUUGCUCUGCAGGUAGAUGAAGUCAAUGUCAGACUGUUUCGAGGAAUAGACAUCGGUGAUGUCUUCGGUAACCUCAAAGGCGGUGAAUUCGAGAUGACAUUUGGCAGCCUGGCGGAUGCUACUCAAGUCGAUGGCGCCUCGAUCAUGAUGGCCGACACACCAUUGUUACAGGCUGCGGCAAAACACGGGGAAUUCUCUCAGCCAAAACGAGUCUCUACUAUGGACCAGAUGACUGAUGGAAGCGCUCCCAAAUCUGUAUCGCCAGAUGAAGGCAUCGAUUCCAUGACACAGAUUACGCCCGAUGCGCAUAAGGCGACAUCCAGGUAUGCUGACGCCCUAAAAUAUAUCAACGAAACAAGUGUCAUCCGCGAAAGCGAGCAGAAAGUGCAAUCGAAUGCCCGCCUUGCUCCCAACGCGGAUACUCGAAUCUUUGAUCCCAAGGAUAUUAAGGAUAUGCGAGCAGCGAUAUGUUCUGAACUACACGACCAACCCUCAGUGCCUCAUCCUCCACACAGAUCAAUCAAAGUCACGACACUGCAAAACAUGACACCACCAAAUGUACGGAAAUUCAUGCACCGACUACCGUUCCUCCUACGUCUGCUGUUGAACCCGUUAGCAUAUUUCCACACUCUCCAUAUCAAAUCCAUCACAGCUGGCGGGUCCGGCAAAUGGCUGCAACACACGCUGCACGAAAUGAUCUUCAAGGAGCACAGUGCUAAUGAUACUGGUAUCGCGAAACUCGAGCAACGUUUAUCAUCCUGGCUAGCAGAUGCAAACUUUGUGUUGGAAAUAGCAAACAUAGUCGGACUAGCCCAGGUUCCCUUGUCCACCGCGUUCGACGUUACCACACAGAUGCGUUUUGACGAUGUCAUGGCUUACCGAACACUCCCUCAGAAAGUCGACCUGAAACAAGUGGUCCGGUUGGGAGGCGCCGAUUGUUCAAUCACCGUACCCUCGUUCCUUCUACCUCAUCACGAGCAUAUACUCCCAACAUUUCCGACAAAAGCCGUGCAAGAAGAGAAAGAGGCGCAAAUCGCCGAAGCGGAUGGAAAGCCCAAAACGAUCCAGGCGGAGCAAGAAUUUGAGCAAACCCAAAAAGACGAAACGAACAUGAAUUUGUCGGUACAUGCUCGAUUGCCCGCUGUGUUCGACCAAGAACUGUUGGACUUCGUAGCUGCGUUGGUCAAAGCGACUAAGAUCAUCGAGAUGCAAGAUGUGCCCGAUAAUGUCGUCGCUGCAGACUCCGAUGCAGAAUCGAUAAACGAUGCGGACUCCAUCAGCGAGUCACUUCACGAUUCGUCGUCCAAGCGUUCCAUCAGCUCCAUGAAUGAGUCAACCAAGCGUAGCAUCAGGGCAUUCGCCCAUGCUGUGGGCACCGACGUGAGGAAAAUGGGCACUGAUGUAAGGAAAGGCGUGAAGAGAGUAGCGGUCGACGCUGUUGCGAAUGAUAGGUGGAUUGCCAAACUGGUCGGAAAGGUAACCAAGAAGCUUGAGGUUGCACAGGGAGAUAUUGGUUAUUCUGGUGGUGUUCCCAUAUCAUUAGCACCCUAUCGCGCCGCUGCUGAACAGGCAACCAAGUUGUUGCCUUAGCAGAAUGGAUGACUCUGAUUGGUGGCAUGCAAAGUCUAGCAUCGCCGAGAGAACGCCACGAGAGGUGAUGCAGGAUCACCAACGACGAUAUCGUUGCGAGCACUGUUGGGCUGUGAAACCGGUAUCACAUCUGGGGACGCGGCUGACUAUUGAUGCGGUCAAUUAGCAACAAUGCAUCACAUUGGAAAAUAUCACAAGACCCAGAGCUGGCUGACGUGGCGGGACAUUUGAGGUCGCCCAAGUUCUUUGUAUGUACAGAGAAUGCAAGUAAGA
Messenger RNA from Exophiala viscosa, 2580 nucleotides. RefSeq lists its product as uncharacterized. The record is from RefSeq and is a predicted model, not a curated record. Bases 148 to 2307 code for a protein of 719 amino acids. Lineage: Eukaryota; Fungi; Ascomycota; Eurotiomycetes; Chaetothyriales; Herpotrichiellaceae. The transcript has a single exon.